AUGCCAGGUUUUCUUGCCUCACCAGAGGAGAAGAAGCCUCUUCUGCCACAAAAUGGUUCCAAGACCGAAGUAAUAGACUCAGACGACAUCCUGCCAAGCAGAUCGUUGAUUAAUAUACCAGAAGCGACAUGGAUACGAGCUCGCCAGGAUACGAAGGGUCGCCGGCUUCCCCAGACGAUAUCACAUAGAGGAUACAAAGCAGCAUGGCCGGAGAAUACUAUGAAAUCCUUCGCGGAGGCAGUGGCGGCGGGGACACAUGCGCUGGAGACUGACAUCCAUCUUACUAAGGACGAUGUGGUUGUGCUAUGCCACGACCCAGAUCUCAAGCGCUGUUUCAACCGCAAAGAUAAAGUCGUUGAUUGCACAUGGGACGACAUCUCGGCUCUACGAACCAUUCGCGAGCCUCCGCAGCCAAUGCCACGACUAAGUGAACUUCUUGAGUACCUGGCGCAACCCGCGCAAUCACAUAUUUGGCUACUCCUGGACAUCAAACUGGACAAUGAUGCCGACAAAGUGAUGCGCCUCAUCGCGGAAACAAUUGCAGCAGCACCCCACCCAGCAAAGGCAUGGGAGCAGAGAAUAGUCCUCGGCGUCUGGGCCGCAAAGUUCCUGCCCUUGUGUCGGAAAUACUUACCUGACUUCGCGAUUACACACAUUACUUUCUCCACCGAUAUGUCACGGCAAUACCUGCAGGCGCCCAAUGUCUCCUUCAAUAUGCUACAACGUGCGAUACUCGCUCCUCUUACCGGCAAGCGCUGGAUCAGGGACGUCAAAGCCAGCGGCAGACCUAUAUUGUCCUGGACAGUCAAUGAUGCCAACCUGAUGAGAUGGUGCAUUCAGCAGGACUUUGAUGGAGUCAUUACGGACGAUCCAAAGAUGUUCAACGAGAUCGCGAACAAUUGGGACUCAGAGAAGCAGAAACUGGCACGCGUCACACUGAGGCAGUGGAUGACAACGGUCUGGUUGUGGUGUCUGAUCUUCAUAUUCGGCGGAAGAUUCAUGAAGAAGUUCCCGGAAACAGUGAAGCAGGCGUUGAAGCUGGAUGAGGCGGCGCUGAAGAGGAGAGCGAGCGUGUCACGAUCCUUGGACACAUAG
Cyphellophora attinorum is the source of this 1095-nucleotide messenger RNA. RefSeq names its product Phosphatidylglycerol phospholipase C. The record is from RefSeq and is a predicted model, not a curated record. The transcript is spliced from 3 exons. Gene Ontology annotation, biological process: lipid metabolic process. Bases 1 to 1095 code for a protein of 364 amino acids. NCBI's taxonomy places the organism in Eukaryota, Fungi, Ascomycota, Eurotiomycetes, Chaetothyriales, Cyphellophoraceae. Gene Ontology annotation, molecular function: phosphoric diester hydrolase activity.